This is a messenger RNA of Chelonoidis abingdonii (Abingdon island giant tortoise), 3116 nucleotides long. RefSeq names its product CCM2 scaffold protein (gene CCM2). Lineage: Eukaryota; Metazoa; Chordata; Testudines; Testudinidae. The record is from RefSeq and is a predicted model, not a curated record. Gene Ontology annotation, biological process: heart development; vasculogenesis.
AGUUCCUGGGAAUGGCUUUUCCCGUUAAACAAGCACUGGGAGGGUCUGAUAUUUCAGAUGCUUGCUAUAGACUGGAGCAAACCAAGCCCUGGGUGUUUCACCGAUUUCCAGAUGAUUAGGAGCCUAGUGAUGGCUGAAGGCUGCUCUGGCAUGGGACCGCUUUAGGAGCGUUUGUCAUCUCCACCAUGCCUGGAAUAGUGUCCCCUUUCAAACGUGUCUUCCUGAAAGGCGAAAAGGGUCGGGAUAAAAAGGCCCAGGAAAAGGUUACGGAAAGACGACCUCUUCAUACAGUACUGCUGUCCUUGCCUGAUCGAGUUGAACCAGACAUAUUGUUGAAUGACUACAUUGAAAAGGAAGUCAAGUAUUUAGGCCAACUAACAUCCAUCCCAGGGUACCUGAAUCCCUCCAGUCGUACUGAAAUAUUGCAUUUAAUAGACAAUGCAAAGAGGGCACAUCAGCUCCCAGGGCAGCUGACCCAGGAACAUGAUGCUGUGAUUAGUCUGUCUGCCCACAAUGUCAAGCUGGUGUGGCGGGAUGGAGAGGAUAUCAUACUCAGGGUCCCCAUCCAUGACAUCGCAUCUGUGUCAUACAUCCGCGAUGACUCCUCACACCUAGUAGUGCUGAAAACAGCUCAGGACCCUGGGAUUUCCCCAAGCCAGAGUCUUUGUGCAGAAAGCUCCAAAGCACUUACUUCAGGAUCGUUGUCUGAGAGUGGAGUGGUACCUGUCGAAGCUUGUUGUUUGGUGGUCCUGGCUACAGAGAACAAAGUAACUGCAGAGGAACUCUGCUCACUUCUCAGCCAAGUCUUCCAGAUUGUUUACACUGAGUCCACAAUAGACUUCUUAGAUAGAGCAAUAUUUGAUGGGGCCUCCACCCCAACGCGCCAUAUGUCCCUACACAGUGAUGAUUCUUCAACAAAAGUGGACAUUAAAGAAUCUUACGAAACAGAAGCAAGCACUUUCUCCUUUCUGGAAUCCUCGGAUACAGGCGGCAACUCACCUUCUUCCUUCUCGAUGCCUCAGUCUCCACACGUUAAGACGGUCAGUGAAAGCGAGCUGAGCACCACAGCAACGGAGCUGCUCCAGGACUACAUGAUGACGCUAAGAACCAAACUCUCUUCCCAAGAGAUCCAGCAGUUUGCAAUGCUCCUGCACGAAUAUCGCAAUGGGGCUUCAAUACACGAAUUCUGCAUCAACCUGAGACAGCUCUAUGGGGACAGUAGGAAAUUCCUAUUACUAGGCCUUAGACCGUUCAUUCCUGAAAAGGACAGCCAACACUUUGAGAACUUCCUAGAAACCAUCGGGGUGAAGGAUGGCCGGGGAAUUAUCACAGACAGUUUCGGGAGGUACAGACGGACUCUGAGCACUACCUCCAAUUCAACGACCAAUGGGAAUGGAGCUGCAGGGAGCUCGGAUGACCAGUCUGCCCCUUCCGAGGGAGACGAGUGGGACCGAAUGAUCUCUGACAUAAGCAACGACAUUGAAGCUCUUGGCUGCAGCAUGGACCAGGAUUCAUCAUGAGACACAGCUGCGGGAGGGAGGAUGAGAAGAUAGCUCCUUUCAAAGGGGCUUUAUUGUUCUUUCACCUGCAUAUACUAAUUGCAGCAACAUUUGCUGCUGUCUUCCUGACCUUCCAGUCUGAAAGAAGCUCCAAGGAUCAAUUGGGAUGUGAUUAUUUUUCCCGCCUUGUCAAUGUCUUCACUGGUGCCCAUUUUGUGAUGGUGGCUGGUGCCCUCUUACUGUGAAGGCAUGUGUGUGUCUUCGUGCAGGUGAGCGUGCUGUGUGAGAGGAAACCCGGGUUGGGUGCUGGAACCGGAGUCCCUUCCUCUGACUUCUUAGAACUUUCUUUGGUUUUGUGUUUUCUUUGCUGUCGUCGCUCUGGAGUGAUGCAACAAAGCUGGGGCAAGAAACAUGCAUUGAGCAGUAACAGCUCACUGGGACCCGAUGGCGGGUUUACAGUUUUGCACAUGAUAUUCCUAUUGUAACUCAGACUUUUUUUAAAUGAAGUUUACCACAAUGUGAAUAAUUUAAACCUGUUGUUGGUGUUGUCAAACAUUUCUAAUCCAAACCCGAAGGCUGUCUGCUGCGAUACUGACGUGAUUGUUUUGUUGCAAAGGCCAGUGUGGGUUGCUCUUCAUUGGUCACAGAGGGAACUCUGCAGAUGUGACCUCUGGGCUGUCCCCUUGCAGGAGGGGAGUUGCUUGGCGUGGGUAACCUUGGCCUUUCGCCUCUAGCACUCUGGUUCAAAUUCAGCCCAUAGUGCAGAGUAGGGCAUGAGUGUUGGUGCAUUUAGCACUGUCCUAGUGGACAGUCUAGUCUAAAACCAAUCCUGCCAUUCAGCAUGGCUGGCAGUCUUUGCUCAGGAAGAACCUAGGGCCUGAGGGAAAUAGGAGAUGGAACCACAUUUUUACCUCUAGCAAAGUUAUUGAUCGGGCUAGUGUGUGUGUGCAUGUGUGUGGUGAGAGCUCCUGUUGUGGCUCUUUGUGCUUUCUGGCCUGGGGCUAUGUGGAUUCACGUUCCCAGUGCUGCUAGCCCCUUAACCUUCACAAGCACAACUGUUCACUCAGUAAAACCCGAUCUCAGUCCCAGUCCAGCACAAGCAGACGUGACAGGUUUUCUGCUGCUCCCCAGAGGGCGCCAUGGUGCAUAUAUACCUCCCCCAACACCUGGAGCAUUUGUCCACGCAAUGUGCUUGAGCACCUCCUGCAGGACUGAUGCUGUUAGGGAGUUCAGGGCUCUGAGCAUCUAGCAGGAUUGACUCCAACAGAUGGCAGUGACUUCAGACAGGAAGUGACAGUAAAUUUGUUCUGUUGCUUAGAAUUUCUCCUUUAAGGUUACAAUAACCAGGAAAUUCUCAGCCAGGUUGAGUUCAGCAUCAGUAGCUAUUUGCAUGGGGAGUGGAUUUUGGUCACCCUUGAAGGGUGAGAUGGUAACAAGUUAAAAUGAUAAAGUAAACUUUCUAUGAAAUUAGUGGGAUGGAUGUAUAGAUAUCUAAUGUACAGGUUGUAUAUAUUAUACAGGCAAUUAUAAAUACACUUAUUUUUUGUAUCUGAAUUCCAUGCCAUAAUAUCUAUACUGGCCGCUAUAACUGACCUUCAAAGGAACAUUUGGUUGAUA